Phoenix dactylifera (date palm) is the source of this 1307-nucleotide messenger RNA. Lineage: Eukaryota; Viridiplantae; Streptophyta; Magnoliopsida; Arecales; Arecaceae. The record is from RefSeq and is a predicted model, not a curated record.
GUCCAUGGAGGAAGAGAAGAGCUUCAGGGUUUCCCCUCCAGAGAGCACCAUCGGAGGAGGAGGGGGGGUCACGGGGACCAUCGAUCUGUGCCGCCGAGAUCCAUCCUCCGCCGUCGAUCUCACGGAUCGAGUCCACCUCCUCCCUUGCUCCAUCAAGCACGACGGCCCCUGCCCAGUCUCCCACUACUUCAAGCCCCGUGAUUUAGAUGUGGUGGUGGAUGGAUCGAGCGUGGAAGAAGCCUUCUUCAGAGGGAGGAAACUGCAGGGGAUCACUGUUCCACUUCCGGAGGGUUAUCGUGGCCAUGUUUUGGAGAGUAAGAAGUCAGGGAAAGGGAAGGGCUUUGGAAACCUCGGAAGGGGAAGGGGAAGGGGAGUUCAGACCGUUGGGUUUUCACGUGCGGAGUUUCGGAACCUGACGUAUUGGAAUCACGACAUCGUCCCGUCGUCUGAUGAUCCGCUCGUGCGCAGCUUCCACUGGUUCUCUGUUGCUGAUGCUUUGCACAAGCCUGUCACUGCAGAAGAGAUGUCUUCCACUUCAACUUUUCCGGACUGAAGGUGUUGAACUGAAGUUACAUGCUUGGAUAUAUCAUCUGGAAAAAUAUGGUUGCCUAGCUGGUAAUGUUACUAUUAGUAUCUGGAACUAAUUUCACUUCCCUAAUGACCAGACCUUUCUUCCAUUCCUCACACUCAAUCUCAUACAUGGCAAUGUUAGCAUUCCUGAUCUGUCUUGAGGGACCAAAAACUCUAAUCCUCCAUCAGGAACAUCUACCCAUCCUCUAUCCAUAUGCUCUGAGAGCUUAACUUCUUUAGAUGCUAUUUUAUUUCCUAGCAAUGGAGCUUGAAUAUUACUGGAUCGGUAUCCCACCAUAAGCAGCUGAUGCCAGUUUAAGGUUAAUACAGCAAUAUUUUGUGCUUGGACUGAGCAGAUGGAGUGGAACCUUCCUGUGACUUCUAGCCAGUAAACUCCCAAUAGCUCGACAAACUCAGAAGAAUCAUCUGUACUCCUUUUCCAGUACUUACCUUUGCUGCCAUCUCCUCCCCAUAUUAUGUUGAUUGCUCUGGUGUUGAGUGUUAACCCCUUCUUCCCUCCUUCCUCCCACUGCAUGUACAAUUCAUCCAUGGGUUGUAUUAUUCAAUCAUUGUCUAACAGAAGCAGGUUAACUUUGAAAAUGUGGCAUCUCAGCUUGUCAAGUGAUUUACAUCAAGUUGCUUUUGCGAGUUGAUCAGGAAAUUAUAUGGUUGCGUGUAAUGUGUUGAAUCACGAAUACUUGUGAGUUGAUGGAUUAAAAUUCAAAAUUACUAUUAAA